Candoia aspera is the source of this 1088-nucleotide messenger RNA. RefSeq names its product TNF receptor superfamily member 18 (gene TNFRSF18). Gene Ontology annotation, molecular function: protein binding. Lineage: Eukaryota; Metazoa; Chordata; Lepidosauria; Squamata; Candoiidae. The transcript has 6 exons. The record is from RefSeq and is a predicted model, not a curated record. Gene Ontology annotation, cellular component: external side of plasma membrane. Gene Ontology annotation, biological process: positive regulation of cell adhesion. The coding region runs from base 62 to 850 and encodes 262 amino acids.
UCCCACGGCUGUUGGGGGCUGACUUGAAUCUGAGGGUAAGCAGCAGCUGAAGGCCCAGACGAUGGAAGGAAGAUACUGCCUGAUGUUCUUGACAGCACUCUGGUUGAGCAUGGAGCUAGGGACAACUUCCAACGAGAGGACCCAGGCGGAUAGACUAUGCUGUGCUGCAAGCCGUUCGGCGGAGCCCCCUAAAAGCUGUGGGUCCUGUGGGCCUGGCCAGUGCUGCAGAGAUAAACAAUGCAGCCAGUGUAGGCCACUCUUGCAGUGCCAGGAGGGAAUGCAGCUCUAUUGCACAGGCACAAUUGAGUACCGAUAUUUCUGCAAAGAGUGUCCUGAUGGGACUUACUCCGAGACCAACCACACUUGUUGCAACCCUUGGACCAACUGCGAGAAGAUUGGCCUGAGGAUUGUGCAGCCGGGAAACAAAACUCAUAAUGCUGUGUGUGGGCCAAAACCGUCUGCUAUCCUUGUGGAACCCGAUUUCACGAUCUGCACCCAGGCUGGUAGAACUGAAAUGGCCUCAAGGAAAUCCACUGUUUCCUCCUCCUGUACAGUGUCCACAGAUGACCUGAGACACUGGGUCCCAAUGGGCAGAUUCACCACCUUCCUGAUCAUCUUGAUAGCAGCAAGUAUUCUUAUGUUCACUGUGAUGACAUUUUGCCUGAUCACCCACAUAAUCAUCCACAGGACAAAACUCCACGUGAUGGAAGAACCCAAAUCCGUCCAUCCUGUGAACCUCCUAGGAACUCAACUGGAUCUGGAAGAUACCUUCAGCUGCCAGUUCCCAGAGGAAGAACGUGGAGAUAAGAUAUUAGCAGAGAACUUCUCGUUGUCAUCGGUGGUCCACUGAAAACUCCUGGGCUAGUUGGCACAUGGGUGCGCAGACACAGUAUCAUGGCUUACCUCUUGGGGACAUAAAACCCGCCUCCACGGUCCAGAUGGUGGACCAAAAGGGACUGUUGGCCUUUAAAAAGCUUUGAUCCAAGUUGACUCCAUAUCAGUUGCUGGAGGGGACAAAGUGGGGUUGGAGAAGAUCUCUGUGGGGAUUUUGGCAUGCAGAGAAAACUAUCCUCAUGUAUCACAAGUGA